This is a messenger RNA of Magnusiomyces paraingens, 471 nucleotides long. Its product is annotated as 40S ribosomal protein uS17. The record is from RefSeq and is a predicted model, not a curated record. The transcript has 2 exons. Gene Ontology annotation, biological process: translation. NCBI's taxonomy places the organism in Eukaryota, Fungi, Ascomycota, Dipodascomycetes, Dipodascales, Dipodascaceae. The coding region runs from base 1 to 471 and encodes 156 amino acids. Gene Ontology annotation, molecular function: structural constituent of ribosome. Gene Ontology annotation, cellular component: cytosolic small ribosomal subunit; ribosome.
AUGGCCACUGAAUUGUCUGUCCAGUCUGAGCGCGGCUUCCAGAAGCAACCUCACAUUUUCCAAUACUCCAAGACUAAGGUCUCUAAGGAAACCAAGCGUUGGUACAAGGAUGUUGGUCUCGGUUUCAAGACCCCCACUGAGGCCAUUACUGGUAAUUAUAUUGACCACAAGUGCCCCUUCACCGGUAUUGUGUCCAUCCGUGGCAAGAUUUUGACCGGCACUGUCGUCUCCACCAAGAUGCACAGAACCAUCAUUAUCCGUCGUGAAUACCUCCACUACAUUCCCAAGUACAACCGUUACGAGAAGCGCCACAAGAACUUGGCUGCUCACGUUUCUCCUGCUUUCCGUGUCCAGGAGGGUGACAAGGUCACUGUUGGUCAGUGCAGACCUCUCUCCAAGACUGUCCGCUUCAACGUCCUUCGUGUCCUUCCCACCUCUGGUAAGGGCAAGAAGCAGUUCUCUAAGUUCUAA